This is a messenger RNA of Paramecium sonneborni, 858 nucleotides long. The record is from the annotation of a GenBank genome assembly. Lineage: Eukaryota; Ciliophora; Oligohymenophorea; Peniculida; Parameciidae.
AUGUAAAGAAAAAAUAUUACUUUAUAAUUAAAUCCAAAUGAAGUUUAUUAAUUACCCUUAAGAUAAUUAUCUUUAUUAGAACUACUUUAGAAUAAAUUGAUAAAGAAUAAAUAACACAGAUGUAUAUAAUAAGAUCACUCAGAAACAAUUAUAAAAAAAUAAUAAUUAAAAGCUCCAUUAAGAAACAAAAGUUGUGAGUGUUCAUGUUGUGGAUAAUGGUAAAUAAAAUUAAUAGAUAAAGAAUAAAUUAUUCAAAUAAAUCAGUAAGUAGAUAUCUAGAGGAAAAAAAGAUUAAGAAAAAUAUUUGUAAAUAGUGUUAGAAUGAUUGUCUAAGUUAAUCGGUUUUCUUAAUGUGGUUUAGAAUACUUUGUCAAUCGUUUAAAAAGGAAAAUGUAAAGAAUAAAAUCAUUACAUAUAAUAGAGAAUAAGUAAAUUUAAUUCAUAAAAUGUAAUUCAUAUUCUAUUUUAGCUCAUUAUCAUAUUGAUUUAGGUAGUGUUAUAAAUGAUUAAACUCCUUAAGAUAAUAAUAAUGAAACUUAGAAAACGAAAUAAAAGUAAAAGAAAAUUCAUUUAAGAUUACACAAAAGAAUAGAUAAUAAAUUAUAGAAUACUAGAUAGAAUGAUCAUUUUGAUUUAUCGAAAUAUACUGUAAGAAGUAGAUCAAAUAAUACAAUAAAUUAAUAUAUCUAAUAAAAAUUAGUCCAUGUAAAUUAAUUACCUCCAAUAUCUUUACCAUAGACAGCUAGAUCAAAUAUGAGUGAGAAUAAAUAAUUAGGUCAAUUAUCACCAUAUAAUAGAUUUUCUCAACCUAUUAGAUUAAUAACAAGAUCAGUUUCAACAAAUAAAAGAAGAUAAUGA